Molecule: messenger RNA, 2168 nt
Organism: Mangifera indica (mango)
Lineage: Eukaryota; Viridiplantae; Streptophyta; Magnoliopsida; Sapindales; Anacardiaceae
Product: cycloartenol synthase-like
Exons: 15
Biological process (GO): triterpenoid biosynthetic process
Cellular component (GO): lipid droplet
Molecular function (GO): intramolecular transferase activity
Source: RefSeq, a predicted model, not a curated record
AUGUGGAAGCUGAAGAUUUCAGAAGGAAAUGAUGGAUGUGUUCAAAGUGUAAACAAUCACACAGGCAGACAGUUCUGGGAAUUUAAAUCAGAGCUUGGAACACCUGAAGAAAAAGCACAAGUUGAAAUUCUUCGGAAGCACUUCACCGAAAAUCGCUUUCAACAAAAGCAUAGUUCUGAUCUUAUUAUGAGACUUCAGUUUGCAAAGGAGAAUCCAUGUAAGAUGAAUUUGCUUCCUGAGAAAGUGAAAAUAACAAGUGAAGAAGAAAUAACAGAGGAAUUGGUGGCUAAUACAUUGAGAAGAAGCCUGAGAUUCUAUUCAACUCUUCAAACUGAGGAUGGCUUCUGGCCUGGCGAUUAUGGUGGCCCUUUGUUUCUUCUUCCUGCCUUGGUGAUUGGCUUAUAUGUUACUGGAGCCUUAGAUGCAAUACUACAUUUGGAACAUCGGAAAGAGAUGCUACGCUAUUUGUAUAACCACCAGAAUAAAGAUGGGGGUUGGGGGUUACAUAUAGAAGGAUGCAGCACAAUGUUUUGUACAGCACUCUCCUAUGUGGCUCUAAGAUUGCUUGGAGAAGAAAUGGAGGGUGGCGAUGGCGCCAUGGAGAAAGCUCGAAAGUGGAUCAUUGAUCGGGGUGGUGUUACUUCCAUUCCAUCUUGGGAAAAGAUGUGGCUUUCGAUACUUGGUGUAUACGAGUGGAAUGGUAACAAUCCUUUACUCCCAGAGAUGUGGGUUAUGCCUGAGUUUGUUCCCAUUCAUCCAAGAUGGAUGUGGUAUCACAGUCGAUCGGUAUAUUUGGCAAUGUCAUAUUUAUGUGGCAAGAGAUUUAUGUGACCUAUUAAUCUUCUUAUAAUUUCUCUUAGAAGAGAGCUUUACACUCUUCCUUACAAGAAUAUUGAUUGGGACUAUGCCAAAAAUCAAUGUGCCAAAGAGGACCUUUACUACCCUCAUCCAAUGAUACAAGACAUAAUAUGGAGUUGUAUUAACAAGUUUGCGGAACCUCUUCUAAUGAAAUGGCCUAUGCGUAAGUUGAUGAGAGAAGCUGCUCUCAAAACAAUAAUCAAACAGAUAGUUCAAGCAGAUAGCUCAGAUGAUGUAAAUUAUUGGUAUCGCCACAUUUCUAAGGGAGGAUGGCCAUUCUCUACUCUAGAUAAUGGUUGGACUGUGUCAGAUUGGACUACUGAGGGAUUAAAAGCGGCAAUCUUGUUGUCACAAAUGCCAUCUGAUAUUGUGGGAGAAACAAUACCAGUAAAUCAAUUAUACGACGCCGUUAAUGUGAUUUUUUCCUUACAGAACAAAAAUGGAGGUUUUGCAUCAUAUGAACUCACAAGAUCUUAUGCAUGGUUGGAGAUCAUGAAUCCGGCUGAAAUAUUUGGAGAUAUUAUGAUAGAUUAUCAGUAUGUGGAAUGCACAUCAGCAGCAAUUCAAGGCUUAAAGUCAUUCAUGAAAAAGUAUCCAGGCCAUCGGACUAAAGAAAUAGAAAUAUCAAUUGCAAAGGCAGUCAAGUUUAUUGAAAGCAUACAACAACCAGAUGGCUCAUGGUAUGUGAGUUGGGGAGUGUGCUUCACUUAUGGAACAUGGUUUGGAAUAAAAGGGUUGGUGAGUAGUGGAAAGACAUAUGGAAGUAACAAUAACAUCAAAAAGGCAUGUGAGUUUUUGUUAUCAAAGCAACUUCCUUGUGGAGGUUGGGGAGAGAGCUACCUUUCAAGCCAAAACAAGGUAUAUAAAAAUCUUCCAAGAAACAAAGCACAUCUAGUCAACACUGCAUGGGCAAUGUUAGCUCUCAUUGAGGCAGGCCAGGGCUAUAGAGAUCCAGUUCCAUUACAUCGUGCAGCUAAAGUGCUAAUUGAUUUACAAAUGGAAAAUGGAGAUUUCCCACAACAGGAAAUCAUUGGAGUCUUCAACAAGAAUUGCAUGAUAAGUUAUUCAGCUUAUAGAAAUAUCUUUCCCAUAUGGGCUUUGGGAGAAUAUCGCAAUACUGUGUUGCUAUCAUCUAAAGAAUAUUAAAUGUACAUAUUAAAAGAACUAAUAACAGUCCUCGCAACUAUGGAGGUAAAAUUGCAAAAUACAAUGUAACAAGUUUCUCUUUAAGCAUAUUUUAACUGGUAGUAAAAUAUGUUUAUAUUGUAUAUGUAUUUGACAAUUCAUGAAUAUUUGUAAUAACAUUUUUU